CAAAGAACCAUGCUGAACAGUCUUUUGAUUCAACAGAUGCAUGUAUUACAUGCGAUGCUCUGAGAAAAAGAAAUUGUUUAUAUAGAAAACCCGAACGAUGGACAUUCAGAAACAUGUAUGUUGUUUAAGAAAGUACGAAUACAGUUGGUGCACUUCAUCAAUGACUGUAACAACAUCUUCAGUUCCAAGUGUCGGUCUGUCCAUCUCAGUGAAUUAAAACUCGGCUACACAUGGAAUAAUGGUGCGCUGUAAGAACCGUCAUCUGUAUUGGGGCGUAUUGGCUGUCAAUCUUGUCAUUUUACUACGGAAUAUUCAACGCCAGAAUCCUCAAAUUGAAAAUCAUCAUGAAUCUGAAUUCGAGAAAAACAAAAGCCAGCCACUCGCCACAAUUCCGGAACUCGACUCAAUUCAGCCACUCGUGACGAGUCAGGCACCGAUGAGACCAUAUAUAAACCUUGUUUCACCCCUAAUCAAGGCAGAUCAUCAUGCGGUGUAUAAUGACGUCAUGGAAAAACGCAGACGACAUUGGGGAGGUCCUCCACCUCCUCCAAGAAACCUCACGGUUGAUUAUACAUUGAACUGUGCAGAAAUGAUUAGUGGUAACGAAACUGAGCUGAAGCGCAGUGAGACUUACUACCAAUCACUGCCCAAGAAGAUGCGCCCAGAUAGUGAUUAUUUAGGCGUUCACCAACAUUGCAAUGAAUUCCUCACAUCGAAUGGUUACUUCACAAAACCGGUAACACUGGAAGAGAAACAGUUUCCCCUGGCGUUUGGUAUCUUGAUGUACAAAGAAGUGGCGCAGACUGAGUUUCUAUUAAGGACAAUCUACAGACCACAAAAUAUAUAUUGUAUCCACAUUGACACUGAUUCAAACCUAGAGGUGAAACAAGCAAUGAAAUCUAUAGCAAAAUGCUUUCCCAAUGUGUUCAUUGCCUCAAAACUUGAAGAGAUCAUAUAUGGGGGUUUUGCCCGACUCCAAGCGGAUAUCAACUGUAUGGCUGAUUUACUGCAGACUCAAACACAGUGGAAAUAUUACAUGAAUCUUGCUAGUCAGACUUUACCCCUGAAAACCAACCUAGAGAUUGUUAAAAUAUUGAAGAUCUACAACGGGGCGAAUGACAUCGAAGGACAUACAAGGCAUGACUUUCAGACCUGGAGGUUCAACCACAGCUGGAGGGUUGUCAGUAAAAACAAGGGAGGUGAUCCAAGUUAUGAACGUGGAGAUAUUAAACCCCCUCCUCCACACAAUCUCACACUCGUCACUGGAAGUGCAUACGGGGUGUUCUCUCGUGGAUUUGUUGAAUUCAUUAACAGAGAUAAAAUUGCCUACGAUUUGCUUGAGUGGUCCAGAGAUACAUACAGCCCAGAUGAGCACUAUUGGGCAACACUGCAUCAUCUCUAUAGCAACCCUCAUCUUGACACACCAGGUGGAUAUAAAGGUGUUCCCGAUGACAAACUCUGGCUAGCAGUCUAUGCGAUUUGGAACGCAGACUGGAACAAGGACGAGGUUUGCCACGGGAUGUUUACACGCCAGAUAUGCAUUUUUGGAGUCGGUGACCUUGUGAUGUUGAUGAAAAACCCGGCAUUGUUUGCCAAUAAGUUUUACCUGGACUUUCAAUAUCACACUGCAGAAUGCCUGUUCGAACAUCUUCACAAUAGAACGUUGCACCAGACAGCGUUUGAUACACGUUUUUAUGAAAACCUUCCGUUUAUAAUAAAGAAGUAGAAGAAUAUUCAUU
Owenia fusiformis is the source of this 1739-nucleotide messenger RNA. The record is from the annotation of a GenBank genome assembly. Lineage: Eukaryota; Metazoa; Annelida; Polychaeta; Sabellida; Oweniidae.